GUUCUUCUUACUAUAAACUGUACCAAAGUUAGCCUUUAUGUGAAUGCAAAUGUAGCUACUGUGAGUUGCAAAGUUUUACGGGGCGUAAAUGUCCGCUAGACGCAGAAAGAGGUAGAAUGAUAAAAGUGAUCCUAUUGCUAUGUUGCAUUCAGUCAAGUUAUUUUGCAUAUCCCUUCGAGAAAAUUGAAAAUGAAACUGGGGAAUCUCUUUCAGAGAAUGAACAUUCUUCAUUGGAUUUCAUAGAAAAAGCAGACGCAUCCAGAAGAGAUGAUAAAGCUUUCCUACUACUAUCCACUUUUCCAUCGAAAAGAGAAAUAAAUCAAAACAGUUCUGUUUUAAGCUUCAGAAGAUCUCUUACGAUGAGACAUGAGUCUGAAUCAAAUAAUUCUUUCAAUCAAAAUGAAAUAAAUGGGAACAUGACCGAGAAGCCUUUUGAGCACCCCAUGCAAGGGAAACUGGAAAUAGGGUUAUACGUGAAGGGUAAUUUAAACGAAAUCAACACUAUAAGCCCAAAUAAAACUAAUACACAAAACACUCUAAUUUUCCAAAAUAGCCAUUUCGGGAGAUUUGCAAAACGAGAAGCGGUUGCCCCUGCAGUGCUUCAUGGGGAAGAGCCUGGUAUUUCUUCACAAAGACGUCACUAUUCAGAGGAGGAAAAUUCCGGCUCAUCGAAGAAUAAAAUUAGUAAUAGGAAACCAAUUGUGAGAAAAAUGUCUGUGAAUAAACCCGCCAUCAAACAUGAAUCCACGUAUGAUGUGAAAGGCUAUAAUAGAAACAAUAAGUAUUUUCAUACUCCUCGAAAUCAUAGUCCUGAAACUCUGAAUAAUCGUAAAAACAAUAAAAAACAAUAUUUACCUGAACCUUUCCACCCUUAUCGAAAUGUAAUCACUAAUAAAGUGGAUAGAAAAAUAAAAGAAGAAAAAUUUCGAAAAUUUCAGCGGAAGCCGCUUGGUGUUUCAAACCAAGGACGUGUUUUGCCUCCCAAUGAUGAUGAAGGAAAUAUUGCAGAAAUGAAAUAUUACGAAAGAGAUUCUGAAUUUAAGAGUGAUAAAUUAAAAUCUGAAAUAAAACUAAAUUCCUUGGAUUCUCGAAAAACAGCAAAUUUAUUACCUCAUGCAAAACUUCAGGAAUACUUUCUACCCCUUGAAAACUCUAAUAAUGAUUUGUCACCUCAUGAAAAACCACAUGCAGAUAAAUCACCUCAUGAAAACUCUCUUGAAGAUUUAUCAUCCCGUGGAGAUUUGCAAUCUCAAGUAAAGCUUCAGGAGGAAUUACCCUCUCACAAAAAGCUUAAUAAUAAUUUAAAACUUCACAAAAAUCCUCAAGAAGAUUUGAAAUCUCACGAAGAACCUCAUGAUAAUGAUCUGCUAACUCAAGGAAAACCUCACGAAGAACAUCAGGAUGAUCUGCUACCUAAACUGAAUCCCCAUGACAAUUUAUCCUCUGGUGGAAAAUUUCGUGUAGAUUUUCCAUCUAAUGGUAAAUUUCAUGAAGAUAUUUCACUUUAUAAAAAAUCUCAUGAACCUUUAUCUGCUUAUGAUAAUCCUUACAAAGAUGUUUCGUCUCACAAAAAUUUGUCACCUAAUGAGAAAUCUCAUGAAUAUUUACCAGCUCAUGAAAAAACCCAGAAUGCUAUGAAACCGGAACCUAAAGUUAGAUUUCAGACAGUCCAUUCGCAUACUUCUUCAAUGGGUGGUAGUUAUACAGAAGAUGAGCAACAAUCAGACAGCUAUGAUGAGAGCGUUGACUAUCCAGCUAGAAAGCCAGAAUUUAAUGAAGAUGAAAGUUUUAGCCAGUUCAGUUUUUACCAAGAUAACAGACGUAGUCGGCAAUCAGCAAAUAACGCAAAUGUUAAAUCUGAAAAUGUGACCCAAAAUAACUAUUCUAUUGAUGUAUUUGAUAGCGAUUAUGAUGACAAGAAUUCUAACAAGUCAUUGGAUUUUGUAACUGAUGUCACUGAAUUUGAGAUCAAGGAAAUGAGUUCUAGCGUAAUUUCAGAGGAUAACAGAAAAAAUGAGAAAUUUAAAGUUCAAAUUUCAAACUCAUAUGAACCUUUAAGCAAUAAUGUAAGCCUAAAUAAAUUGCAAAAUAAAGAUGUUAGCAUUUAUAGGAAUGAUAAUUUAGGCAAAAAUAACUCGAAUGCCAUGCCUUUAUCAGAUGUAUCACAUGACGAUAUGUUAUAUGAUAAAAUAGCAAAGUUACCUUCAGCUUCGAAAGUAGUAAGUACUCAUAGAUACUCAGAUACUCUAUUUACUCAAGCGCAUUCCCUUCGAAGAAAUUCUAUGGCAAUAUUCGAUACAAAAGAUAAAAAUUACAUUCGAUACCCAAAACAUGCAAGCUCUAUAAAAGACAGAAGCUAUAACGAUGAUGAAUUUUUUAAUCAGAACAGGCGUGAAAUGUUUUCAGAUUCAAAACCUAAAGAUUUCUCUCCACUUUCAAGCUACCAACAAGAUGACUAUAAGCUUAAAUUUGAAGACAGCAUGGAUGAUGUCAACGAACCUUCAUAUCAAAAUAAUGAAAUGACUGAUUUCAAUGAUGCUUCAUAUCAAAAUGACCAAAUUACUGAUAUCAAUGAACCUUCGUAUCAAACAGACCAGAUGGCUGAUAUUAAUGAAUCCUCAUAUCAGUAUGACGAAAUGACUGAUGCCAAUGAGCCUUCAUAUCAAAAUCAAAUAACUGACAUCAAUGAACCUUCAAAUCAAAAUGAUCAAAUGUUUGAUGCCAGUGAACCUUCAUACCAGUUUGACCAAACGACUGAUGUCGAUGAACCUUCAUAUCGAAAUGACCAAAUGAAUGAUGUCAAUGAACCUUCAUAUCAAAAUGAACAAAACUCUGUAAAGCAAAUACAUGAAGAUUACUAUGUAAAAAAUUCAAAUGAUGAAGAUCCAGGUUUUGUCAACAGGCCGUUAGGUAUUAGAAAAGCAUCUUAUGAUGAAUCGAGUGAAUUUCCUAGGAAAUCGGAUCAACCUUCUUUCGGGAAUGAUGAAGAAGAUAUUAUAACUUAUAAUAACCAGAACAAAGGAAUUAAACGUAAUUUUCCAAAAUAUCAAAUAAAUGCUAGGAUAGACCGAGAAUUUGAAACGUACUCUUUGCCGCGUCAAAAAAUGAAGCUGAAACGUCACCUACAAGACGGAAUUCUCAACAAAGACGGAAAAAUCUCAAAAAUGGUGGAAGAUAUGGGAGAAAAGGAGAGUGUGGUGAAUAAUCAAGAUCUUCUAACAAAUAAAACAAUGGAUGAUAUAAGCACAAAGAAUCCUUUACCAUCUCAGAAAAGUGAUAAAAUCCAGAAGAGGGCGAACAGUAUUCCGGAGAUGGAUAAAAAGAUAUCGAGAAUAAUAGAGGACAAUAAGUCAAAGAAAACUAUUGUUCAAGGAGAAAAUUUGCUCAAAGAAACCGAUAUUGUUGAGAACGAAAAGCAAAGGCUUCUUAAUCAAAUUCGUUUCAAAGGCGAGCACUUGCCGGAAAAUGAUUUUAACAACAGAUUAAUUAGUAAUGGUGUUCAGAUUGAAACUGGAAAGAGUCCUAUGAAUGCAAUAAAUUUCUUUCAAUAUGAAUCUGAUGUUAAAACUGCUGGAAAUUUUGCAAAUGAUUCUCAAGCAUCUCUUUCUUUUCAAACAAAUGCAUAUUUUCCAUUUGAACAAAAAGGUAAUCGUCUAAAUACGAACAAUAACUACAUAAACCAAAAUAUCGAUAAUAAUUUUGAAAAUCCAACAGCUAUGGAAAAUUUUGCGACACUUGGUGAAAACGAAUACAAAAACUUUGAAAAUAUUUCUCAAGCUUAUGGGAAAGUGAUGGACAAAUAUAAAGCUCUCUUAAAUGCAAAAGGUUCCCCUUUUAUAAAGAUCUCUGGAGAGAAUAAGUACUUGACUACAAUAUCACCUUGGAUUUUCUCCAAUAUUCAUUAUAAGGAAUCGUUGUUGAAUAAUAACAGAAACUUCUACAAACCGGUGGAGGAAAUUCCAGAUUCUGAAGCGAAAUAUAAAGACUUACCAAAUCCAGUUGAUAAGUCCGCAGAAAAUUUAAACGGUAGAUAUGUAUUUUAUGAAAAUAUUGCUUCUCCUCCGCUUCAAAGUUUGAAUUUAAAUAAAGAACAACAAUCAUAUCCUGAAAGUAUAGUAACACCCAUUCUUGAGAGCUCUGUUUUAAUGAGCGAUGAGGAAGGGCUCCAAAAAUAUAUCGCAACUCAACUUGAAAAGUCAAAUACGAAAAAUGGCGAGGGGUUGAUUCCGGAAUACCCAUCACCACCUUAUGGACAUCAAGAAAACGAAGGAAACUUACUUACAGAAAGUGCAUUAGGUGGACGUCUUCAAGAUCUAUAUUCAAAAAGCGGACACGAAAAUGUCAUAGAACCAGCAUUUCAAGAACCUCAUUUUAAUAAUGAUCAAAAAAUAGUUUCAGUACCUGCACUGCAAAAAGUAAAACCAGAACUCCCUGGAACCACUCCAGGGCAAAACGUGCAUUUGCAAAAUGGAUGGGUAAUGAUACCGGGAAGCGGUGUAACAUUAGGACUUCCCAAAUCAAAUUUAAUGAAAGGAGGUAAUAUGGUCCCAGACAGCAUAGGAGCCACUCGAUUUCAUACGCUUGUAAAUGACCAUCAAGAAAUAACCCCUGAAAAUAUUGCGACACAAAAUGUCCAGGCACCCUUGCCUAACAGUCGAAUAACAACACAAUAUCCGAGAUUCAAUAAAUCGAAUAGCAAACCUUCUGAUAGCCAUUAUUUUCAAAUUUCAGAAUACGCAACACGUCAUUUUGUUCAGGAACCUAAACCGAUGGAAAAUUUUGCAAAGCAAGAAACUAUAGUCAGAAAGACCAGUACACUCUUCCGUAACAAAGGCACUUUGAAAAACGAAACUUCUCGAGUUGUUGGAGAGAGGAAAACUGAAAUUUCUGACGACCAGCAAACUUUCCAUGAAAUGAUAAUGAAACAAAAAGAUGAGAAAAAGUACUUAGAUGGAGAUAAUGAUGAACAUUUUGCAAAUUCUAACGAAAAUUUGAAAUCUGGAUUCCGAUAUGGUCUCCCUCGUAAAUUUCCGGAAAAUAUGAGUAAAUUUAAGGCCAAUAUGCUUGCUAAGUUUCCAGUAAAAGUUUCAGAAAGAGGAAAGGGACUCAGUGUUCCUUCAAAGCCAUCUCUAUCAGGAUAUGAGAAAUCACUUCCAAGGGAUAAAGCUAAUAUGACUCCAUUAUCCACCAAAACAGAGGAUAACGUUGAACACUUAGAUAGUUAUUCAAUAUCGCCCAAGUCGUUUCAAACACGACUUACCUUAGCGCAUCAAAUACCUUAUUCAAAAUUUAAAGACAGAAAAAGUACAGCUUAUAAUCUUGAAGGAGGCAGUAAUUCUGGAACAAACAAUGGCAAAAACUUUAAAAUGUAUUCUAAAUUUCAGCCUCCGUAUGUGAGAUUAAAAUCAAGUUUAAAAGGGAAAGAUAGCAUAGAUCAAAAUUACUAUAACAAUCAUAAUUUUCGAAAACAGAUACCAAAUAAGCCAGCGAUUUCAAAGACGUUGAAAGGGCAAUUUAAUCCUAAACUGCAAGCAUCCAAAUUGAAACCAGACCUUUCAAAUAAUAAAAGAGGUUUUGAUACUUCUCUAGCAAACCGUAAUUCUGCUGACAGUUUGUAUCGCGGCCGAAAAUUUCAAAAUACCUUUAGAAAAAGGCCUAUGAUUGAGUAUCCGACUUUGUAUGAAGCUCCGUUUAAAGGAAAUGAUGUACAAAAUGGGGACGAUUAUUAUUAUUUCCCUGAAGAAUACUAUUUCGAUAAUUAUGAUGCGGACUCAGAUUUUGGCCCUAGCUCUUCUGUCGGCCUCACCAAUGAUUAUGAUGCAUUCCUCAACCAAGAUUAUGAAAUAGGAAACGAUUUAGAAAAUAAUGGUAUUAAUGUAGACAAUGGUAAAUAUAGCGAAAAGGAAAUACAUAAUGCAAUAAAUGAGGAACUUCGUCAUGCAAAUGAAAACUUAUACGACGAUAUUCAACGGAAUCUUCGCAGUCACCAAUCCAAUAAUAGCAUUUCUAGAAGAAAUGAUUCAUAUAACUUCAUGAAAUAUCAGGAUACGAAUGGAAAUUCGAAUCAUACUUUAGCUGCUGAUACAGAGCUCAUAAAUUCUACUGACCGGAGAGAACAGGUACAAGUGAAAGAAGAGAAUGCAAAUAUAAUGGAAAACCAGUUUCUUGAAGCAAAUUUGACGAAUAAAGGUGAAGACGGAGUUCAUUCAGCUUUGAAAGAGAGAAGUACAGUCCAUAGCCACGAAUAUUUUUCUGAUAGAAAUAAAUAUCUAGAUACAACAAAGUCUUUUGAAACAGAAAUGAGUAAUUUUACCAUGACAUCUUUGCCACCUGAGGAAGGAUAUGCCCUGAGGAAGGAUGUGCGCCCUGAUGAAGGAUAUCCCAUUUACACCAAACACGUAGAAACUACGACUAUUGGAUCAAAACGAUACACAGAUUUCCUCCAGAUUCGUGAAGUGAGGCGGUCACCUAGACAUCAUCGACAUUAUCGAUUAAGACCUCCACUGCAUGGAGAUACAUUAUAAAUCUUUGAAACUGUGAAUGGAAAUUCAAAAGUGUAUGAAGAUAUUUAAAAAAAAGCUUAAUGCUUUUAUGUUAAGACACUUCACUUUAGUUUACAUUUGUAUUUAUCAGAAAAUGAUUCCACAUCAUAUUUAAUUUGUGUAAUUUAUAAAUAAUUAGAAUUGCAUUGCUAUCUUCAUCACAUCAAGCUAAAUAUUUUGAUUUCAAAUAAAAUUCAAUUUCGGUGUUUCUCAAUGACCUUUUUUAUUGCGUUCAUUGAAUGUAUUACAGGAAAAGGUUCAUAUUAUGAUUGUCUGAACAAUGCACGUGUUAAAAAUAGGAUGGCUUCAAAAGAUAAAUAAAAAUGUCUGAAAUUGUACUAAUCUAUUUAGCAGAUAAAUAAAAUUUCAUACAAAUCUAUGCCGAAGGUGCUGUUUCGAGAUCAAACUCGUUUUCGUCUACGGUAUAUUAACAAAAGAGCUUUGGGGAAUUUAGAACAUGCAUAACUAUUAAGACUUCUUGCUUUUAAGAUGUCUUCAUGAUGAUAGGGAUUAAUUAGGUUACGUUACGUUAGGAUAUGGUAGGCUAUCUGAAUAUAGCAAAGCCAUGAGCGCUAGCCUAAAACCGCUAUCACGUUUACUAUUGCUACCGGAACACAGCGUCGAAAGAAACAUUUCUCAGAGCCUCCAUUUCCGCGAAACCUACGUAACUGGGUUACCAUCUUCACUUGGUAAAAGCUUGAAAGCCAAAUAGGAAUCAGUUAUCGCUCAGAUUGGCGAAAGAGACGUUUGCUUU
Molecule: messenger RNA, 7296 nt
Organism: Stegodyphus dumicola
Lineage: Eukaryota; Metazoa; Arthropoda; Arachnida; Araneae; Eresidae
Source: RefSeq, a predicted model, not a curated record